UGCAAUGUUGUAUUGUAUAUACAAGACGACGCCUCUGUGGUGAUUUCAUUUCUAUAUAAAAUAGCCAAAUGUAGAAUUCAUAAGUAUUUGUUUAAUAUUAUUUGUCUGCUAUUGUACCCGGAAAUGUUACGUUGAUUAUUUUAUGAAUUAUGGAAAUGUGCGAUCAAAUCUGGCUGUAAGAAACUAUGAAGACUUUCGCUAGUGCCAACAUAGUGGGGGCUCCAAGUGUUUCUGAUAUCUCAGAUCAAUGAUAUUAUUUAGAAGAUCAAAAUGCACAGCUGAAACUCAGCUGUUCGCAAGUCUCACGAAUUCUUGCCCAACAUCAUACGUAUCUUCUGUAAAUUUUGUUUUAAUAAGAAGACUCAAAGGCCACAAUUAGACGGAAUCAUACUCAUACCUGAUGUUAAUGUCAGGAGCGUACCACAGUGCUUUGAAUAUAUCAAAGAAGCAUUUCUUGGUGGUUAAUCUCUAUGGAAAAUAGAUGUGUCAUUAAACAAUGUCGGAGCCUUCAUGUUCAUUGAAUGAAGAACAUACCUCCAAAUCCAGGAAAGACAAGAUGGUUAAAAAGGAUUGGGAAUAUUUUGGUAAUUGGCUACAUUGCAUAUGUAUAGUCACCUUUGAUCUGGAAUUAGGUCAAGCUAUCGAGAUACAUAUAUAUUUGUUACAGGCAAUAUAUCCAAAACACAUUAAAUUAACGGAGCAAGAAAGAUCAAAUGUAUGUUAUUUAGCGUUUCCUGAUUCUAAUUCAGGUUGUAUGGGAGAUACUCAAUAUCAUGUGAAAAUUAGGCAAAAUGGAAAAACAACGCAAUAUACACAAGCUCUAAAAGAGUACAAUAGAAAGUGUCCAAUUUUUCUACAAGCUGAUAAAGAUUAUUAUUGGGGCUAUGUAUAUUUUCGACAAGUUAAAGAUAAGACUCUGCCAAGGGGAUAUUUCCAAAAGAGCAUUGUUAUGAUAACAAAAUUACCAUUUAUAAAUUUAUUCAAUGAACUAUGCGCCUUGAUAGCCCCCGAGUUCUUUGAAGUCGGCGAUACCGUUAUGGAUACAGUAAUUCAGCAGGUUGAUCAAUGGCCUCCACCUCUUCCUGGACAAAUAAUUCACUUACCUAUUAUGGGUGUUUUAUUUCAAACUUACAUUCCAAACCAAAAUUACAAAGCUCCUAUACCGAAUAUCCCUGCAAUGAACCAUGUUCCUAAUAACCAAGUGCGGAGGCUGUUCUUGACAUCUGCUUAUGAAAGUGACAUGUUUCGCAGUCUUGCCAGUGUUGUAAGUCAUGUUCAUCUUUUGUGGGAGCUUGUACUUCUCAGUGAACCAAUUGUUGUGAUGGCCAGUUCGCCAACAAUUUGUUCUGAAAUGGUACAAGCAUUGACAACAAUGAUCAUACCUUUAAAGUACUGUGCUGAUCAUCGUCCUUACUUCACAAUACAUGAUUCUGAAUUCAAGGAAUAUACUACAGAUGCUCCUGCUCCUCCAGCUGUUAUACUGGGUGUCACUAAUCCAUUUUUUGCUAAGACGUUACAACAUUGGCCACAUAUCAUUAAAAUAACUGAUGGGAUAAGUACUGGUAAUCAAAAAUAUAGAAUAAAAAAAUCAGAAAAUCUCAAAGUAUUAGAUUCAAAACCAGGUGUUUACACUCAAUACAAACCGUUUUUACAAAAAGAUAAAGCUAUAUUAAAGAAAUUGUUAAGAGGCAUUCAAACCAAAAGGCCUGGCGAAGUUCAGACUGCUCUUUUGAAAAGACAUUUGUGUGAAUUGACUGAGAGUUUUAUGAUUCCGCUAGAGAGAUAUAUUGCCAGUUUAAUGCCUUUACAAAAGAAUAUAUCGCCGUUUAAGGCAACGCCAAUUCCACAGCUAUUUAAUCCUGAUGAUUUUUUGGCCACGUUGAGUAGUGCAGGCCCACAAUUGACUAUUGGUAUAAAAGGUGAUUGGGUUGGUCUGUAUAGAAGAUUCUUCCGUUCCCCAAAUUUUGCUGGAUGGUUUCAUACCAGAUAUACCGAGCUCACACAAAAACUGCAAGCUAUACAGCUUGAAGCCCUAUCCAGAGCAGAUUUAAAGACAUGGGUUCAAGGCAAACAGGAAGUAGAAAUUGUAGACAUGAUACUAAGAAUACGACAGAAACUGGAUAAAAGUUACGACGACGAUGUUCCUAUUGGACAUGCUGUCCAGGAAAUGCUUAGGGAAAGAAUAAACGACAUCACUUGUACACUGCCUGAUGAUUUAAAAGUCAUACUGAAUCAAGAGUCUUGACAUUAUAAUUUCGUUAUUAGUGCUAUAAUGAUUAGUCCAUUAUAAUUAUCGAACAGAUACAACCUUAAUAAGGUAACCUACAAUAACUCAAAGGGGUAUGGCGUAUAACUAGAGCGUAGGAAGAGUAUCCAUUGAUCGUAACGACAAUAAUUUGUCGUUAACAGAUCAAUUUCAAACACUUACAGCAUAGCUACAAAUUUAUCAUUAUUUUCCUUGGAGUUUUAUGGAUCUUCCGCUAACAAUAAUGCUUUGCGAUUCCAACAAUUUGAUCUUUUUCCAAUUGCGUCUUAUAAACUUAAACUCGAAUUAUCACAGUGCAUGAAUUAAACUGCUUACAAAAAGAAAUUUUCAAAAGUAUUAUGAACUGUGUCUCUUGUAACAUAUCUCAUUUUCUACAGAGACAAGUCUCAGCAUGAAAUCUAAUUUAUAUUUCAAUUGUGGUCAACUUAUUAUUUCAUAUACCAGACAAGUACGAAACAUUAUUUAGAUAUUAUAAGAAUCUUAGUACGUUCCUUCUAGUUUUCUAAACAAAUUCAAGGGGAAUGUGAUAGUAAUCUCAUUCAUUUUAGUACAUAAACUCAUUUCUCAAAUAUUAUGUAACACACACCUGUUGCACACUUUGACACAAUUGUAAAUACGAAUCAUUGAUGUUAUUAAAAUCUAUUUUAAUAAUAAA
Messenger RNA from Cephus cinctus (wheat stem sawfly), 2921 nucleotides. RefSeq names its product protein DENND6A. Gene Ontology annotation, molecular function: guanyl-nucleotide exchange factor activity. The record is from RefSeq and is a predicted model, not a curated record. Gene Ontology annotation, cellular component: recycling endosome. Lineage: Eukaryota; Metazoa; Arthropoda; Insecta; Hymenoptera; Cephidae. Bases 497 to 2245 code for a protein of 582 amino acids. The transcript is spliced from 10 exons.